AUGAUAAACGGAACACAGCCGUACGCAGCUACGUGGUGCCCUGUCUGCGACAAACGUGUAAGCAGCAAAGGAAAAGACACAAACGGACUCCUUGCGCAUAUUCGUAAAUCUCAUCCCAAACAUUCUAGCUAUUAUUUGUCACAGGAAGAAAAGGAGACAAAGGCAACCCCUGUGACAACUGAUCCAAAUUGUACCUAUAACACGGAUUGCAAUACUAGAAAAACCGAGCCGAAGAAAAUCUAUGCCACUCGUGUAGACACAUGGAAAUCACACAACGAGAAGAAGACCUGUCCACGAUGUCGGAAAGAAGCGGUACCAACGCUUCAUGCUAGGGGUGACAAGUUGACGACCUCGCAUGUUGGAGCCCUCUGUCUUCUAGGAUGUUGGCCACUAUGCUUCGUACCACUGAUAAUGAAACGCGCGAGGAAGGUCCGUAUGAUCUGCCCCCUGUGUGGCUACAUGUAUGGCAGCUUCCAAUACAAGAACACUGGAUUAACCCCGUGUAAGACCGACUCCGAGGAUUCGCAAGCACGGCUUUCAUCUCCACCGAGAAGUUUUCGUUUACGUGCAACGAGAAAUGAACAUAAGAACUUACGAUAA
Molecule: messenger RNA, 600 nt
Organism: Eufriesea mexicana
Lineage: Eukaryota; Metazoa; Arthropoda; Insecta; Hymenoptera; Apidae
Exons: 5
Coding region: 1-600 (199 amino acids)
Source: RefSeq, a predicted model, not a curated record